Microthlaspi erraticum is the source of this 285-nucleotide messenger RNA. Lineage: Eukaryota; Viridiplantae; Streptophyta; Magnoliopsida; Brassicales; Brassicaceae. The record is from the annotation of a GenBank genome assembly.
AUGGUCCUGGAGGGGGUGGAGGAAACUGUUCUCCGCUGCGAGCUGAUGCUCGCGGAGCAGAAGCUCUUGGUUGCUCCGAAUUGUUCGGAUCUGAGGUUGGGGGUUGUUGACCAGAAGCGUUGUGAGCUUCGGCAUUGUGAGAUGUUCUCUGUGUGCCAGGAGUUCCUGAGACCGGAGAGAAUCGGAGUCGAGUUCCUUGGAUCGGAGUUCUCGCGGUUCUCGGAGUUCUCGCGGUCCCAUUUCUUUGUUCAAAAGUCGAACCACGGUGCAAUGGUGGCGGUGUAG